Molecule: messenger RNA, 1740 nt
Organism: Penicillium cinerascens
Lineage: Eukaryota; Fungi; Ascomycota; Eurotiomycetes; Eurotiales; Aspergillaceae
Product: Tti2 family protein
Exons: 4
Coding region: 1-1740 (579 amino acids)
Cellular component (GO): cytosol; nucleoplasm; centrosome
Source: RefSeq, a predicted model, not a curated record
AUGGAUAAACUGCGAAAAGAGGCCCGCGAGGCCCUUCAACGCGAUCCUGGGAACCUUCCAACUUAUCUGCCCGCAGGUUUUGCUGCCGCUGCAAAGAAUGAUCUCCACCAGCUGUGGCAGAACGUCUCGGCCCACGAUAAUAGUACCAAUCUGAACAUUUGUGAGAGCCUCUUUACGGCAAUUGAGUUCCUGACAUCCUGGGACCCCCUGCUCCCAAAUGAUGGAGGUCCCAAGCAGCUGGAAGGAAACGAGGUCGAGGCCGUUUCCAACUUGUUCGGAUGGGCAAGUAGCCUCGCGCUACCAUCCUCUGCAUUCGCAGUAGACUAUGAUGACAAUGCAGACAUCACCGAUGAAAUCAAAAGGGCCCAAGAGGAGUCCCGCCUCAGAUCAGAACUGGCGAUACGGCUCAUUCUAGAGCUCGGAAAACCGUUGCCAGGACUUCGAGACCGUUCCGUAGCUAGCUCGCCAGAUGUCAUUUUGGCUGUGGCUAGCUUUACCUCCAAGCAAGAUCCGUGGACCACGGAGGACUCCCUUAUGGAGGCGGAGAUGCAUCUCAACGUGACUUGCCAAUACAAGCCGUGGCCCAUCAUUGAGCGUGUCCUCAGAGAGAAGAUCAGGCCUCUGUUUUCUAAGACGAAGAAUCCUGCUAUCACGAGCGAAGGCCGCAAGAAUUUCCAUCCCGUGCCGCCGACUCGUUUUGAUGGGAGCAGUUUGGAUGAUAGCACCAGACCUUGGAAAAACACCGAUAUCUAUGCUGCGACUGUCCUAUCCUGGAUCAUCUCGAAAUACAAUCCCACUGACAAGGCCGAGCUCGAGGCUCACUUCCCCCUCCUGGUGCCCGCCAUCUUAGCCAUGAUAGACGACAGCAGCCUCCACUUCAAAACUAAAGGCUUGAAUUUACUCAUUCAGAUUCUAAAAGUGAUUCAAGAGAGUGGCUCUGACAUCCUUGUGCGGACAAACCUCGCCUCCGUCUUCCGAGACGCAAUUACCCCGUGUCUCCUCUCCCUACCAAGCAUCACUCCCGAGGAGAGCUCUCUCAAAAUACUAGGAGCAGCUUAUCCAGCACUCCUUGCGCUCUUCAAGACAGCCUACCAAACUUCCAAGAAUCAACCAUCCCGGAACAAGGAAGAGGGAGAAUACACCACCAGCCUCACGAAGAUUCUCCGGUCAAACCUCAUCUCUUCUUUCCACCAUAUCAGCUCUUCUACACCCGCUUCCGGGGCUACCUCCGCUUCAUUCCCACACCCACGGCUGUCUGCAUUUCUUCUGGACUGGAUCUGUAUCUUCGUGAAGGAACUCGGUAUCCAUACUACCAAGUACCUCCAAGAAAUUGUCCCCGUUCUUUACACCACGCUCUCAAACCCUUUCGGUACUGCUCAUCUCCCGCUUCUGCUUUCCUCGGUCUCAACAGCCAAAGCGGUGAUCUUGAACGCCCAUCCCCGGAUCUGGAGAUGGCGCGGUGAGAUGUUCGCAGGACUGACGGCAUGCUGGCUGCAUAUUGCUGCUGAAAGUAAGGAGAAGACAAAUAAGUCAACUGCCACCGAACUUGCGGAAUUGAAGCGCCAGCUGCAGGCCGCAGUGCAAUUGUUGAAACAUGUUCUCCAACAUCCGGCUGUGAUUGAAGGUGUCCCGGACGCAGAUCAGUUGGCUGCGAAAGAUGACAUGGACAAAGAGUUGAACGAGCUUGUUGCUGCCGAUGCGGAAUUGAAGGGUCUUUUGUUCGCUGAUCUUACACCUUGA